AAAGAGAGAAAGAAAAUGGGAGAAACAGUGUGAUCGAUAGAGAGACACGGAGAGAAAGGGAGAUAGGGUGAGGCAGAGACGGAGAGACAGUUCGAUAGAUGAGGGAGAGAGAGAAAGGCAUAUAGAACAAGAUAUGAGAAGGAGAGAGACAGAGAGAAACAGAUAAAUAUAGAGAAAGAGAGACAGAGAAAGACACAUCCGGAUAGUCCGACGGACAAACACAUAUAUACAGUGGCAAAUCGAAAGAUCACCUAAUAUAUAUAUAUAUAUAUAUAUAUAUAUAUAUAUAUAUACACACACACACUCAGAGGGAAAGAUAGAAAGAGAAAAGCAAAGCGAAAGGGAGAGAGAAGAAACAGAUAAAUAUAUAUAGAGAGAGAGAGAGAAAAGAAGAAAUCCCGCCAAGUUGGUGUUUACGAUCAAAUCUUUCCUGUUGGCGGGGAAUUAUUCAACAGCUACUGGUGGUAUAUUAUAUUUGACCAAAACAGUUGCAGCCCCUUAAUUGUCAUCAUGGAAGAGUCCCCAAAUGAAAUUGAAGAUUUCUUCGGGGUCUAUCUUCUUUACAACAUCAACCCAGUUUAUAAGGAUCGAGUCUACAUUGGAUACACUGUCGAUCCAAACAGACGUGUCCGGCAACACAACAGUGGAAAGCAGGCUGGUGGGGCCUGGAAGACGAGUGGACGCGGCCCAUGGGAAAUGGUGCUAAUUGUCCAUGGUUUUCCCAAUAAUAUUUCAGCCUUGAGGUUUGAAUGGGCCUGGCAACAUCCCACCAAGUCUCGCCGUCUUAAACAUUUCCCUGCAAAAAAGAGUUCCGAGCUGAUGUACUCUUAUCGUCUGCGGGUCCUUGGAGAGAUGUUACGUGUGGGGCCCUGGAAACGUCUCCCGUUGACGAUCCGAUGGUUGAAGCAGGAAUAUCAGAGGGAGUUCCCUCCCAAACUCCUCCCUCCGACACACAUGCCCAUCGUAUAUGGCCCCGUACAGAGCAAAAAGAUCCCCAGUAGCAAAACGUCGGCCCCUGCAGAUACUGCAGCCCUAGACGUAGAAUUGAACACCUGCUCAGUCUGUCGCGAACUGAUUGUGGAUAACUUGGCUGAGCUAAAAUGUCUCAGCUGUAGAGCAAGGAGUCAUAUUAUAUGCCUCGCUAAACAUUUUCUCUCCAAGAAUCUCCUUGAAGACACGCUGUCUAUCUUACCUGUUGAUGGUAACUGCCCUGUUUGUCACCAGGAACUCUUGUGGGGGGAUCUGAUACGACUCAAGAAAGGCUGCUACCAGAGUCUCACUAAAUCACAGGAUGAUGAUGUUGAUGAUGAUGGUGAUGACUGGACCAAUGCUCUCAGCCAAGCAAUGUAAAAAACACUUUCCCAGCCAACAUACCAAACUAAUUGAUAUUAAAUAUGGCUUCGGUGAAAGAAAAAAAGAAAUGGGCUGGUACUUCUUAGUCGACAUGAAGGACGGCCAUGUUGAAAGAUAGCAGAAGUUUUUAAUGCGUUAUCACCUGAGGAGGAUCCCACGUGGCUUUUCGAUGAGGGUGAAGGUGGUCAAUAAGUUUAAAGAAUUGGGGCAGUGUCAUGGACAAACCCCAUUCUGUAUGACCAAAAUGUAUCGGAAGAAAUGAAAGAAACUGUCAUGGCUAAAAUUUAUGCUAGCCACCCCCACCAAAAAUCACUUUGCAGGGCAUCUGUGAAGCUGGGUGUUCCCAAAACAAACUGCAGUUAUAAUCUUAACCCUUUACCAUCCAUAUUCUGUCAAAUGUAUUACUUUUUUUUUAAUUAAUCCUUUAUUAUCAUAGCUUUGAGAUUACAAUAAUGUGAUCGUUUGUUUUUUGAUUGAUAGUGUGUGGUAGGUGUGAGAGGCUGGAUCUGGCCAGUUUAAACAUGAACACGAGAGCCUCCUCCUUCAGAAAGCAUCUAGACAGAUGCCGGAACACUGACAAAAGCAUAACAGUCACAGUUGAGGCCAAUGAAAGAAAUUUGGGUAAUUUAAGAAUUAAGGAAGCUUUACUCAUACACAGACUAGGACCCCAAAUUAACAACAGGCUGGAGGUUGGUAAUCAAUAUGUUAUUUAGCUACAUCUGGAUGUGUGUAGGUUCAUUCUUAAUAACAAAAAAAAAAGAAGGGGUUUAAAAAGGGGAAGCUGCACGUAUAACAUAACUUAGAAGCAGCGCUACAGAUGUACCGACACACACUAGAUUGAGACAUAGCAGACCUCACGCACUUCUCAUGAGGAAUUCCGGAAGAAGCUUCGUGAGACCACUACUGAAACGCUUCCGAAAAAAGAAAAGCCUUUGGAAAACGGAUUAUAGCAGCGACUCCAUCUAAGAAUAUCUGAAGAAGGAAUAAUUGUAUUCCAAAAUAUCAACGGACUAUGGAUAACUAAAUUACAACAGGUAUAUAGUCCAUUUUUUGGUAUUAUAGUGCAUUGUUGUACCAUUCAAAACUUCAUUCUUUACAGGUUGAGUAUUUGAGUGAGAUACGGCCAGUUUAAAUGUUAAAGGGUUAUAUAUCUAUGUACGAAGCAAGGAAGGAGACCUCUUCAUGGUAGUAAUUCCUGUUAGAAAUAGCAGUCAAAUCUCUCAAACCACACCCUAUGUCUGAAAUAUGUAUAACCAUUUAGCAUCCAGGUUAUUCUGCCAAAUGCAAUGCUUAUUUAUUCACAUUUUCAAUUAAUCAUGCAUUAUCUCAUAGCUUUAAGAUUUCAAUGGUGUUUAUUUUUCGAACGACACUGUAGGAUAGGUGUAAGAGGGCCAGAUCUGACUAAUUUGAACAUAAAACACCUGGACUAUUUUGGCUGGACAUGGCCAGUUUAAAUGGUAAAGGGUUAAAAAGAAAACCAGUUUCACCUGUACAAGUUACAAAUCUUGCAUCACUUAACAGAUGACCCUGAUAGAAGACUUGAGAUGUCAAUUGGAAUGGUUUAUUUCAAUAAAUUGGAUGAAAAACCCAUUUUACUGAAGACUGUUGUUCAGCAAUGAAGCUUUGUUUUAUGCAAAUGGUGAGGUUAACAGGCAGAAUGCUCAAUACCAGACGCAGAGUAAUCUGCAUUCAGUGGACCAUUCCAAACAGCAAGGAACGCAAAACAUUAUGGCGUGGUAUGGUUUGUGGAAAGCUCAUGUGUUGGGGCUAUUUUUCUUUGAUGAACAUGUAACUGGUGAGACUUAUGUUGCUACGUUGAGAGACCAGUUAAUGGCCCAGCUUGAAAGGCAAGGUGAAGGACUUUCCGAGUGGUUCCAACUGGAUGGUGCCCCUGUCCACUUUGUCACAGUGGUCAGAGAUUGGCUGAAUGACAAUUUCCCCUAACUGGAUUGGAAGGCAUGGUCAUAUAGAACCAGUGGGGGUGGUCUCACAUGGAUUGGUAUGAAAAGGGUUAAAGAAGCUAUCAGCCAACAUAGUCAAACCUGACCCAUGCACAUCUACUGAAAGUCUAUAUCAGUGGUUCCACAUGGCCCAUGGAGGGGCUAUAUAAGAUUUUGUUAAUAUCAAUCUGCAAUAAACUGGCUGUACUUCCCAGCUUGAGCCAGCAGGGCUAGACCAAGGGGAUGGUAAAAGGCCUGACAGUAUGACCGUUUUCCUGUUCCAUGUGGUGGGUCCCUCAUCUGGGAUGUCAAAUGCUGUGACAUCUUGGUGGCGACAUGGCUUAUUCAGCAACCAGCCCAGGCUGCACUGCUCAUCGGGUUGAGAAAAGCAAAUCGUUCAGGUAUCGGUCACUCUUUUCCAUUUUGUCUCAGGAAGUCAUAUGUUUCUCACCUUCAUGUAAAGUUCCUCCAUAUAUAUAUAUAUAUUUAUUUUAUUUAUUUAUAUCCGAAUAAAUACUUCUAUAAUACACAAA
Messenger RNA from Octopus bimaculoides (California two-spot octopus), 3826 nucleotides. RefSeq names its product structure-specific endonuclease subunit slx1. The record is from RefSeq and is a predicted model, not a curated record. NCBI's taxonomy places the organism in Eukaryota, Metazoa, Mollusca, Cephalopoda, Octopoda, Octopodidae. Gene Ontology annotation, biological process: double-strand break repair via homologous recombination. Gene Ontology annotation, molecular function: 5'-flap endonuclease activity; crossover junction DNA endonuclease activity. Gene Ontology annotation, cellular component: Slx1-Slx4 complex.